Dioscorea cayenensis subsp. rotundata (Guinea yam) is the source of this 2260-nucleotide messenger RNA. Its product is annotated as O-fucosyltransferase 16-like. The coding region runs from base 122 to 1834 and encodes 570 amino acids. The transcript is spliced from 10 exons. The record is from RefSeq and is a predicted model, not a curated record. NCBI's taxonomy places the organism in Eukaryota, Viridiplantae, Streptophyta, Magnoliopsida, Dioscoreales, Dioscoreaceae.
AUCUCUUUCUCUCUCUUUCUCUUAUCAUUCGCGAGGGACCGAGCAAUUCCAAUGGAGCAGAGGCCAGAGCGUGCUCCUCCUCCGCGAUCCAUGGACCUCUAGAGGGAGCGCCGCUCUUCCAAUGGCUCCCCUUCGCCGUCGAACCCACGUCCGUUGCCCGAUCCCAGCCAUCUCCGCCACGCCCGCCUUCUCCGCUGCUGCACUGGUUCUUCUCCUCUUUCUCGCCUCCUUCUCCUUGCUCAGCCCCCCGCUUCUUGACCGCGCAUCCCUUCCUGGUUCCUUUCAUUCGCUUAAGCAUCGUGAGGAUCUCAAAGAGGAUGCUGAUGUUUUUGUUGAGCUUUUUCAUGUGCCGAAUGUAGGGAGUUCUAAGCCGGAUCUCUGGGCUUCGAAGCGAAGCAAGCAUUUUUAUGGAUGCAGCAACGCCAGUCGAAAAUUCUCAUCAGCUGAAGUUAUUACUCAACCUGAAAGGUACUUGAUGAUUGCUACUAGUGGAGGUUUAAAUCAACAAAGAACAGGAAUUACAGAUGCUGUUGUGGCAGCUCGCAUCUUAAAUGCAACGCUAGUCGUUCCAAGGCUGGACCAGAAGUCUUUCUGGAAAGAUGCUAGCAACUUCACUCAAAUCUUUGAUGUCGACUGGUUCAUCUCAUUUCUAUCUAAAGAUGUUAGAAUUAUUAAACAACUCCCAAGAAAGAGAGGGAGAGUUAUACGGAGUCCAUAUACUAUGCGCGUUCCAAGGAAGUGCACUCCAAGAUGCUACCAGAAUCGUGUCUUACCUGUUCUUUUGAAAAAGCAUGUUGUUGAGCUGACAAAGUUCGAUUUCAGGCUCUCAAACAAGUUGGAAACAGAUUUACAAAAGCUGAGAUGCAGGGUUAAUUAUCAUGCUUUGAGAUUUACAAAACCAAUUUUAAAAAUGGGCGAGACAUUAGUCAGGAGAAUGAAGGAAAAAGGAAAACAUUUCAUUGCCCUUCAUCUCAGAUUUGAACCUGAUAUGCUUGCCUUUUCUGGGUGUGACUAUGGUGGAGGAGACAAGGAAAAAAGAGAGCUUGGUGCUAUACGCAAGAGGUGGAAAACUCUACAUAUAAGCAACCCUGAGAAAGAACGCAGGCAUGGGAAAUGCCCCCUAACCCCUGAAGAAGUAGGUCUGAUGUUAAGAGCUUUAGGAUAUGGGAAAGAUGUCCACAUCUAUGUAGCAUCUGGUGAAGUGUAUGGAGGAGAAGACACAUUGGCCCCCCUGAAAGCCCUCUUUCCUAAUUUUCAUUCGAAAGAAAUAUUAGCCAGCAAGGAGGAGUUAGCACCAUUUGCUACAUUCUCAUCUCGCAUGGCUGCUCUUGAUUUCAUUGUUUGUGACAGAAGUGAUGCGUUUGUGACCAACAACAAUGGUAACAUGGCGAGGAUAUUGGCAGGACGACGGAGGUAUUUUGGUCACAAGAGAACAAUUCGGCCAAAUGCUAGAAAACUGUACUCUUUGUUUCUGAAACGGGCCAACUUAACUUGGGAUGAAUUUGCCUCCAAGGUUCGUACAUUUCAGAAAGGAUUUAUGGGAGAACCGAAAGAAAUAAGAUCCGGUAGAGGUGAAUUUCACGAGAAUCCAUCAACUUGUAUUUGUGAAGAUACUCAACCAAAGGUUUCGAACGACAAAGGGGAAGGUAGUUCCAUGAGUAGUGUUGAUGAACUGCCAGAUGGUCCUUUUAGUGAUGAGGAACCUUCAUUGCUUGAUCAAGAUUAUGGUGAAAAUGAGCCUCUGGGGUUAUACUCAUCCAAUGGGACGGAAUUGUCCCAGAACCUUUCUAUUCCAGCUGAACUCUUCGAGUUGGAAGACAUGUUUUCAGAUUAAUGGAGGCAACCUUAGUCUUCUCCUGAAUUGUUUUAUCAUGUUCUUUUGGCGAAGUUGGAAUCGUCACAUGACUCACAUCGUUAGAGGACUCUUAAGAGCUGCUGCUGUUCGUGUUUGUACAUGCUUUCUUCAAGUGUCUUCCACCUUAUCUCACAUUCAGGUUAGUUUUUGGUCAUUGCAGAGCUUUUAUGUACAAUGUAGUGGCAAUAUUUGGAUGCCGGAAGGCAUCUCAUCAGAUAAUCUUUGUUCUUGCUGUUAUUUAUCAUCACCACUUGUUUAACUUAAAAGUUGUGAUGCUGGAACACCAAUUGUUCAGAGAAAGAACUAGUAGUUUGCAUGACUGCUGAAUGUGUAUAAAGUUCUUAUCACUAUAGAUUGAUGGCUACUUUCGCAAUCCAAAUUAUUUUCAGUGAUGCGUUUUUUAAC